Glycine soja is the source of this 1415-nucleotide messenger RNA. Its product is annotated as syntaxin-22-like. The record is from RefSeq and is a predicted model, not a curated record. The transcript has 7 exons. Gene Ontology annotation, biological process: vesicle-mediated transport; intracellular protein transport; vesicle fusion. The coding region runs from base 260 to 1081 and encodes 273 amino acids. Gene Ontology annotation, cellular component: endomembrane system; membrane; SNARE complex. Gene Ontology annotation, molecular function: SNARE binding; SNAP receptor activity. Lineage: Eukaryota; Viridiplantae; Streptophyta; Magnoliopsida; Fabales; Fabaceae.
UUUCCCACUGCCUCAUCAAUCAUCGUCACCAAACAAACAUUCAUUCAUUCCACGCUUCCAUUCUCUCUCUAAAUCGCAUUACCUUCUUCUAUCUCCUUAGUUCCCGGCGAGUUCGUGCAUCGGAGCCUCUAAAUCGCAUUAACAUCAUCGAAUCAAACCUUCCUUCUCUUUCUCAACUCCAGAAUCUCGUCCUCGUGAGAGAAAAAAAAAAAGUUAGUUAGGGUUACGCACAGUUAAUUAAUUAUUUAAUAAUAGAAAAAUGAGCUUUCAGGACAUCGAGGCCGGCCGGUCCUUCGCUGCCCGACGCAACCUCAUCAACGGCAAACAAGACCCCACGCAGGCGGUGGCUUCCGGCAUCUUUCAGAUCAACACCGCUGUCUCCACGUUCCAGAGACUCGUCAACACCCUAGGAACCCCCAAGGACACCCCCGAGCUCCGUGAUAAGCUGCACAAGACGAGACUGCACAUUGGACAAUUGGUGAAGGAUACUUCGGCUAAGCUUAAGCAAGCUAGUGAGAUUGAUCACAAUGUUGAAGUUAAUACAAGUAAGAAGAUAGCAGAUGCGAAGCUUGCAAAAGAUUUUCAGGCGGUGUUGAAAGAAUUUCAGAAGGCUCAGCGUCUUUCAGCUGAGAGGGAAACAGCUUACACUCCUUUUGUUCCACAAGGAGCUCUUCCAUCCAGCUAUACAGCCAGUGAAGUAGACAUUAGUUCUGAUAAGACUCCAGAACAGCGUGCCCUUCUUGUUGAAUCCAGAAGACAGGAAGUAUUAUUCUUAGAUAAUGAGAUUGCCUUCAAUGAGGCUAUCAUUGACGAAAGAGAUCAAGGUAUUCAAGAAAUUCAGUCGCAAAUUGGUGAAGUAAAUGAGAUUUUCAAAGAUCUUGCUGUGCUUGUCCAUGAGCAAGGAGCAAUGAUUGAUGAUAUUGGGUCCAAUAUUGAGCAUUCCCAUGCAGCAACUGUGCAAGCAAAAUCUCAACUUGCCAAAGCUUCAAAGACACAAAGAUCAAAUUCAUCUUUGACAUGCUUGCUUUUGGUGAUAUUUGGGAUCGUGCUUCUAAUCGUCAUCAUUGUUCUUGCUGCUUAGUCAAAAACUCUCGAUUCUAUUAUGAAUCAAAUGCUCUAUAUACUAAGCUGCAGAUAAGAUCUCCCUCGCUGAUGACUACAGAGUGGUGAUUUACCAGAUCUCACAUAUGACUGGAAUUUGUCUCAUCAGGUUUCAGUACAUGGCGUGGGAAUAUUAACAUUAGUGUCUCGUUAUUUCGUUGUGGGUAUAUGUUCUACUUGGGGCUUUAAGGAUGUAUCACAACCUGCCUGUUGUGUAAGUUAUCUUUUUGGUUCCUUAAUAAAAGAUAUAUAUUAAAUUGUUCUUUACCUGUAUAUGCAACUUCAAAAUUAGCAUGACCGACCCUUCUUUAUAA